AUGUAAUAAGUUAACGCUGUAAAAUCAUAGAAAAAAGUAUCAGUGUUUUAAUAACCAUAAAAAAGUAAACAAACUUAAAAAAAGAGUAAAACAGAUUCAUAGAAUGAUUAUAAAUAGGAUUAAAUAGAUUAUAAUAAAUCGAAAUAAUAGUAAGCUUCUUUAGUGUUAGAAAAAAAUAAACUUGAUUCAUAAUUGUCAAAAGGGACUUAAAUAAUGAAAGACAGUAUAAAAUCGUCUUAGAAAUCUUAAACAAUUAGAAGCGACAAAAAAAAGUUCACUUAAAAUAGAACAACGUAAAAUAAUUAGACUUUAAUAUUGUUAUAAGAGAAUCAAAUAAAUGAGAAACCAGAAAGAGAUGAAGAAUCUGUAUCAGAGUAAUAUAAUACCUAUAAUGUUGAAUAAGAACAUUCGAUGAUUAUUUUAAAUGAAGCAUUAACAAGAUAGGCAUCUAAGAAAGCAUUUGAAUAGUUAUUAAAAGAAAAUGAGUCAUAUAGAUUAGAUGCUUCUAAUUUUGGAGAUAUUAUUGAUGAAAAUUAGAUAAGUAAUUAAUAAUAGUAAUAAUAAAAUUAAAAAUGGUAAGAAUAAGAAAAGAAAGAUAAUGGGAUAUAAAAUGUAUAAAUGAAUAUAACUGAAGAGAGUGAUUAAGAGGAGGAACAAUAAGAGGAUAUUGAAAUGAUGUAUUUGAGUUUAGUUAACGAAGAGAGUUAAAAUUAUAAUAUAGAAUUAAAUGUAAAUCAUAAUUUUAAAUGGUUACUAUCAGAAAUAAAACACUAUAAGGAUAAUAAAAAAUUUCUAUUUGCUAGGAAAAUAUUAUUUUUUCUAAUUGUUGGAUUUGAAAUUUGUUGUUAUCGUUUAUUAUAAUGGAAAGUAUUCGAUUUAUAUGAAAUGUUUUUAACAUUAACAAAUAUAAUGUUGUUUCUGAAUAGAUCAUCAGAUAAUUAAAAUGAAAUACAAGCAUAUUAAUAUGUGUUAUGUGUACUUUAUUUUGCUGAUUCAUUAAUUCAUUUAGCUGGUUAAGGAUUUAAGAAAUAUAUUUCAUCAUUUUGGAACAUAUAUGAUUUAUUAAUCCUCAUAUUAUACUUUUUAUUUCUUAUAGAAAAUGAUUAUAUUCCUUUUGAUGUAUCAACCUUUAGAUUGAUUCGGAUUCCCUUCUAUGUUGGUAAGAUUAGUAGUACUUUAAAUAUAAUGCUUAUGUCAAUUUAAGAAGCAGUCAAACAAAUCGUUGAAAAUAUAUUAAUUCUAAUAUUGUUUACAAUUCUAAUUGCAUUGAUAAUGUUAUAUGCAUUUAAUGGAGUGAUUAGAUAUCGUUGUAUGUAUGAAGAAUUGGGUAUUUUUUCAUUAAACAAAUUUGAAGAGGAUGUUUGUGGUUAUGUUGAAUGUGAACAUGGUUAUAUAUGUGCAAGAUAAUUAACUAAUUUAGAUACUCCAACUCAUUUUGAUGAUAUAAUCUUCUCCUAUUUCUAAACUAUAAGAACUAGUGUAGUUAAUGAUUGGACGAUUUCUAUGUAUGUUCUGAUGAAGUAAUUUAAUCCUUUAGUUUGUAUUUUAUAUAUCUUUAUCAUUUUUGCAAUCAACAAAUUUUAUUUUUAAUUAUUGAUUGCAGUCUUGAAAGUUAAUUAUCACAAAACUUAAGAACAUUAUGUUAAAAAUCCUAUUAAACCAGAACAAUAUGAAGAUUAAAUUGUUAUCAAUUUAUUUAAACUCAAAACUAUUGGAAUUUGGUAAUCUUAUUUAACAAUCUAUAAAAAUUAUAUAUCACCAAAAAGUGAUAGAUUAAAUAGUAAAUCAUAAUCAAAUCUUACUUAAUUAGAGCCUUAAAUUAAAAUUUAAAAACUUGUUUUUCCUGAAAUUGUAAAUUAAGAAAAAACCAAAUUAUUAUCAGCUCGAUAAUAAAAUGAAAUGAUAAAUGAAAGAAAUUUAUUACAAAAAUUGUAUUCAUUUGAUAGUUGGAUAAUUUUUAUUCUAUUUCCAGAACAUAAACUUUAAAAUUAAAUGAAAAAUAUUAUUUAAUAAAAUGAACAUCUUUUUACAGAACUUUAACUCUAUUAUACUUUUUUAAGUAUUGAUCAUCUUAGUCUAAAUAAAUAAAUUAUUAAAGGAUCUCCAAAUUAAUUUAAUUCUAUUGAAGAUUUAGAAAUAUCUAUUGUCAUUAAAUAAAAAUCUAUUCUAACUAAAAUUAAAAAAAAUUAGAAAAAAUUUAUAAUUUAAAGUUAUGUAAAUAAUUCUUCAAAAAUUUAAAUUAAAAAACACUAAAAAAAAGAGAAAUCAAACUUUCCAAUUAAAAAAUCAAACUUUUCUAAAAAUUUUGAAGAAAUUAAACUAGUUGAUUUAGAUAAUAAUAAUAUUUCAGUACUAGAAGUAAGUGAUGAUUAAAUGAGUUAAUCUCUAGAUUAAUCUAAAAUUGAAAAAUAUCAAUAAGAAAUUUAAUAAAAGAAAAAUAUAAAGAGUCUAAGUAAAUUUCAUUCUUAAAAAUUUCAACAGAAUAAUAAAAAUAAUAAAUCAAUACCAUAAUUAUCUAAGUUCAUUUUAAUAGAUGGAUUGUAAUUACCAUACUAAUAAAUAGAAAAGAUUAUAAAUACAGAACCUAAAACUGAAAUAUAUGAAAUAAAAAAUUAUGAAUAAAAAUAUCAUAAUAAAAUAUCAUAAAUAAAUGAUGAAAUUUAUACAAAAAAAUGGUCAGGAAAUGAUUUAAUACAGAAUUAUAAGGCCAAUUCUGUAAUUUAAUAUUUAAAUAGAGGAUGGAAUUAUUAUUUUGCAAAAGGAUUUAAAUUUUAUAUAGAAUUGAUAAAAUUUUGGUCAAUUAUUUUUAUAACUCAACCUUUUGUAAUGGUAAUAAUUGAUAGUUUUGUAUGUAUUGAUACAUUAUUAAUUGCAUUUUCCGACUAUUAUGAUUCUGCAAUUUCAGAUUUUUUUGAUCUAUCAGUGAAUAUUUUAUUAGUUUUAGAAAUGAUGAUUAAAUCCAUAUGUAUAAAAGGUUAUUUAUACAAAGUGAGUAAUAUUUUAGGAUGUUUGGUGAUUACAAUUUCAGCUAUAGAGAGAAUUUUAACUCUAACAAUUUAUUAAGAUGAAGAAGUAUUGAUAGAGAGUUUUACUUACGUUAGAAUUUUAAAGUCUUUAUUCUUUUUUAGAGUAAUCAAAUACAAUACAUUUGCUUAAAAUAUGUUGGUUAUAUCAUAUUAAACAUUUCCUAAUUAUGCUGUGAUGACAUUAUUGUUAUUUUUUUUAAUCCUAAAUUAUGCCGUAUUUUCAUUAUAGAUUUUUAAUUUUCCUGAUAAUGGUGAAUUGGCAUUAUUUCAUUAUUUUGGAAAUAUCUAUUAAUCAUGGAUUGCAGUAUAUGAUAUUUCAACAAGUGAUGAUUGGUAUGGAGUUGUAAUUCUAAGUACUACAUAUACUGCUUCAUAUAUAGCAUUCUUAUUUUGUAUAUCUUUAGUUUUUAUAGUCAAUUAUUUUGGAUUUGGAUUAGCUUUUGUCAUAAUUUUAGAUGGAUUUGCUAGUUAUUUAGAAAAUGUUGAAGAAGUUGAGGAGGUAAAAUAAGUAGCAGAAAAUGAUUAAACUUAUGCUUCAAUUGACAUUAUAGAGAAUAAGAAAAAUAAAAUUAAAAAAAAUUACACUCUUAAUAAUAUUUUACAUUCUUUAAUAUAACCAGAAGAUAAUGAAAAAUUUAAAAAUAUUAAAAAUUAAUAUUCAUUAUUGAUUAUAUCUAAAAGUAACCGACUUAGAAAAAUAUGUUUUACAAUCACUGAAAAUAAAAUAUUUUAGAUAUUGAUGAUGUUAAUAAUGUGGGGUAGUUUAAUAAAUUUAAUUGUAAUUACUUAUACUGAUUAAUAUAAACAUGAAGAAUGGAGUUUUUGUGAAGUUAUUAAAUUGAUAUGUAAUGCAGUCAUUUUAAUUGAUGGAAUCUUAUAAAUAAUAACAUAUGGUUUAUUAUCAGAUGAUGGUUAUUUCAAUAGCAUAUGGGUAUUUAUUGAUUUUUUAUACGUUGUCUGUUAUUUUUUUCAUUUGGUUAUUUAUCAUGAAGCCUUAGAAUGGAUUCUCUUUUUAGGCUAUUUAAGACCAUUAAAAGUUACAUCUGCAUAUGGAUUCUUUAUAAAUGAAAGAGGAGCUAUAAUGAAAUCAUUAGGAGAUAUUAUUUCUAUCUUUUAUGUUGUGUUACUAUUUUGGUUUAUUUUUGCUAUAUUUGGUAUGACUAUAUAUAAGGGUAAAAUGGGUUAUUGUGGAGAGUCUAUUAAUUAUGGAGUUAGCAAAGAAGAAUGUUUGGAAGAAAAAGAGGAAUGGAUUAUUUACUAAUAUAAUUUUGAUAAUAUAUUAGAGGCAAUGUAAUCAUUAUAUGUUUUAUCAACAUUUGAUUUAUGGGCUUAGACUUUAUUUAUUUGUAUUAAUAGUGCUCCUGAAUCUACAGGACCUAUUAGAUUUAAUAAUGAAUGGAUAUCAUAUUUUUUCUUUUUUUCUUUUACAUUUGUAGGAGCAUUGUUUUUUUUAUAAUUUUUUGCUGGAGUUAUUUUUGUUAAUUUUUAAUAAAAUAAAUCAUAAUUAUUAAAUCCAGAUUUAACUUUGGAUUAAGAACUAUUUUUAAAGUUAUCUGAUAUAAUAAUGUUGGAUACACCUAAUUAUGCUAAACCUCCUAAAAAAGGAUUAAGAUUAAUAGCGAAACAAUUGUUAGAUAAUCCAUAUUACAUAUUGAUCACAAAAUAUAGUCUACUUUUAAAUCUAUGUAAUAAUAAAUUAAUUAAUUUUAGUUAUUCUUAUGUUAUUCUAUGAAUCAGCUAAUAAUCAUUAUCUCAAAAUUUUAAAUGGAUUUCAACAUUUUUUUAGUCUAAUUUUAACAAUAGAUUGUAUAGUGAAAUUAUUUUCAUAUCAUAUUAAAAGAUAUUUUGAUGAUGUUUGGAGAUGGAUGCAACUUAUAUUUGUUAUUUGUGCAAUUUUAGAUUUCUGGUUAGAUCUUUAAGAAGGAUUAUUUAUUAGAUAUGUUAGAGCUAAUAGAGAUGAACCUUAUUUUGUAUGGUUAAGAUUAUUUAUAUUACAUAGAUGUUUAAGAAUGACAUUAAUAAUUUAAUAAUUUACUAGAAUAAGAAAAUUAUUGAAUGUUAUUUAUUUCAAUAAAAUGGCAUUAUUAAGAAUUUUAGGACUUUUUGUAACAGUUCUAUCUUGUUACUCAUAUAUAGGUUGUGAAUUGUUUUAGAAUAUAAAGACAGGAUUUAUGAUGAAUGAUUAAUAAAAUUUUACGAACUUUUUCUAUGGAUUGAUUGUUACUUUUAAAUGUACAAUAGAAAAUGGAUGGAGAUUCAUAUAUUAGGAUUCAUAAGAACAUAUGAAAGAACAUCAUGAACCAUGGAUCUUAGCAUAAAUCUAUUAUUAUAGUUUAAUAUUUAUAGGAGCUAGAGUCUUACUUAAUUUAAUUGUUUGUGAACUUGUUUAAGAAUUUGAAAAGUUUUAUGAUACAAGUAGUAGUUGUGUAGAAACAUAUGUAGAAACUAUUGAUACUUUUAGAAAUUUAUGGUGUAAAUAUUCUGAAGAAUUUUAAGGAACCAAAAUUUAAACUAAAUAUUUAGCUCAUUUUCUUUUAGAAUUAGGAGAACCUCUUGGAGCAUAAAAAGGUGAUAAUAUUUGGGAUGCUGCUAAACAUGCUUCAGAGUUUGAAUUAAAAAAAGAUUUUGAUGGAUGUUUAACAUUCAGAAAUCUACUUUAUGAAGUCUUCAAAGCAACUUUUAAAAAAAGUAUUUUUAAAAUAAGUACUAAAGCUGGUAAAAAAAUAAUGAAAGAUAAUGACAAAAAAGUAAAAUAUCGACUUUACAAUUAAAGGAAUCCUAAUUAUAGAAGAGAAUGUGUUAUUUAGAUUGUUGAUUUACAAAGUAAUUUCAAUAUUCUUUAAGAAUAUUUAUAUUUAUAUAUGGCUAUAAAAGCAUGGAAAGCAUUUUCAGAACAUUUCUUUAAAGCUGGAGAAUAAAUUAAAAAUACUAUUGAAUAUACAGAGAAUGAUGUAAAUGUUGAAAUAUCUAAAUUCAGUAAGAUAUUUUGUAAAGGAGAAGAUGUAGACAUGUAUUAUGAUGAAGAUGAUGAAGAAGAAGUAGAAGAAGUUAUUUAAUUCAAUCCUAUUAAAAGAUAAAGAAAAAGAAGACCAACAGCAGAACAUUUAAGAAGACCAACUGAUGUUUAUAUAUUACCUUAUUAUGAUGAAUAAAGAGGAAUAGAUAGUAGAGCAUUUGAUUAAAAUGAAAAAAUAGAAAAUAAUAAAUUUUUAUUCAAACCUACUGAUUAGAAAUAAUAGAACAAAUUAAAAUCUAUCUCUGUUAUUAAGAAAAAGGAAUAAUUAAUAAAAUAUAAUGAUUAUAAUAUAAGAAGAGAUGCUAUUGAUAAAUAAAUUUAGUCAAGAAAUAAAUAUCUUUAUGGUUAUCAUGAUAAAAUGAUUUUAAGAUAAAUAGUUGAUGAUAAACCUGUAAUGUCACGUAUAGAUCCUAUGAAAGUACCAAGUCAUUACAACAUUAUGAAGAUUGGUUCAAAGUUAAAAUGA
Messenger RNA from Paramecium sonneborni, 6508 nucleotides. The record is from the annotation of a GenBank genome assembly. NCBI's taxonomy places the organism in Eukaryota, Ciliophora, Oligohymenophorea, Peniculida, Parameciidae.